CAGGAUGAGUGGAGUUCAUGACUAAUUAGUUCCUAAUGUGCAUUUCUAAAAUGAAUGUGUUUCUUCCACUCGCAGCUUUCCCGUGGUUUGGCAUGGACAUCGGGGGGACUCUGGUGAAGCUCUCAUAUUUUGAACCCAUUGAUAUCACUGCUGAGGAAGAGCAAGAGGAGGUGGAGAGCUUAAAAAGUAUUCGGAAAUACCUGACUUCUAAUGUGGCCUACGGGUCCACUGGCGUCCGGGAUGUGCACCUUGAACUGAAGGACUUGACUCUGUUUGGGCGAAGGGGGAACUUGCACUUUAUCAGAUUUCCAACCCAGGACCUGCCUACCUUUAUCCAAAUGGGAAGAGAUAAAAACUUCUCCACGUUACACACGGUGCUAUGUGCUACCGGAGGUGGUGCUUACAAGUUUGAAAAAGAUUUUCGCACAAUUGGAAACCUCCACCUACACAAACUGGAUGAACUUGACUGCCUUGUAAAGGGCUUGCUGUACAUAGAUUCUGUCAGCUUCAAUGGGCAAGCAGAGUGCUAUUAUUUUGCCAAUGCCUCGGAACCUGAGCGAUGCCAAAAGAUGCCUUUUAACCUGGAUGACCCUUAUCCACUCCUGGUGGUGAACAUUGGCUCCGGAGUCAGUAUUCUGGCCGUGCAUUCCAAAGACAGCUACAAGCGUGUGACUGGGACCAGCCUCGGAGGUGGCACCUUUCUGGGCCUGUGCAGUUUAUUGACUGGCUGUGAAAGUUUUGAAGAGGCUCUGGAAAUGGCAUCCAAAGGUGACAGCACCCAGGCUGACAAGCUGGUCCGGGACAUUUACGGAGGAGAUUAUGAAAGAUUUGGUCUACCAGGUUGGGCUGUAGCAUCUAGUUUUGGGAAUAUGAUCUACAAGGAGAAGCGCGAGGCCGUCAGUAAGGAGGACCUGGCAAGAGCAACACUGGUCACCAUCACCAAUAACAUUGGCUCUGUGGCGCGGAUGUGUGCGGUUAACGAGAAAAUAAACAGAGUUGUCUUUGUCGGAAACUUCUUACGCGUCAACACCCUCUCCAUGAAGCUCUUGGCCUAUGCAUUGGAUUACUGGUCAAAAGGUCAAUUGAAAGCAUUGUUUUUAGAGCAUGAGGGCUACUUCGGAGCGGUUGGUGCACUUCUUGGACUGCCAAACUUCAGCUAACAUGUCAGAUCUUGCCGCCCAAGUAGCUGAAGCUGCAGGCAGGCAUCCGGGCACCGCCGCGACUGGGAACCAAAGGAUGAAAGAGUCACACUGCUCCUGUUGAUGUCUAGUGUCAGCGUGGUCAGCCGGGAGCGUUGCUGCUGGGGAUCCCUCAUUGACGGUGUCCUCCGUAUGUAGAUAGCCCGUGUCCUGCCGCAGUGCAACACAGAUCUAUUUAUUUUACGUAGCUCACAGUGUAGUACCAUAUGCUCCAACAUAGACCUUCAAGUCUCAGAGCAGGUUCGCGUAGGAGAAGUAAUUGGUUGUAUUUGUUCCACAUCUGUUUUAUGUGUGUUCUGGUUACGCUGUAUCGCACUGUAUCGCCCUGAUUGCACUGUAUCGGCAAUCUAGGUGAUUAGUUGGAGACUUUGGGAAUGUGAAGGCAGCGCUGAAUACUGGUUAUGGUAGUUUUUGUAACAUACCCUCUGUCACAAAGCAUGUUGGGGUGACCUGUCCCCAGAGAUGUGAUUCUUCUCAAAUGCCACGAUGAUUUACUUGAAAAACUCCUGAGUCUCAGGAGAAUCCUGGGAAAUUACAUUAUAUUUUGAUUUUUGAGUUAAAUCAACACAAGUUAACAUGUUUAAUAUUUUCAGAUUGGAAGCUUCCUUCCUUUGGAGUCUAAUGGGGUCCUUGGACUGCGCAGACAGUGUGCUUGGGGCAAAUUCAUACUUUUUGUGCUCUUUUGUGGCCAUGUGUAUCUCAGGCCAAUGUUUCUUCUCAUUAGAUCGGAACCAUGAAAGCUAAAGAUUUUAUUCUGCUCUGAAAAACUGCAACAGAAUCAACUUCUACUUGGAUAUUGUGAAACUGGGGAUCUGAGGCAGAAUUGCAGAGUUAUAAAAAGAUCAGUGUUUGAUACAUUCUGGUAAUAAAAAGCAUUAUAGUUCCAAAA
Dipodomys ordii (Ord's kangaroo rat) is the source of this 2088-nucleotide messenger RNA. It is a transcript of the gene Pank3, whose product is annotated as pantothenate kinase 3. Gene Ontology annotation, molecular function: ATP binding; pantothenate kinase activity. Gene Ontology annotation, cellular component: nucleus; cytosol. Gene Ontology annotation, biological process: coenzyme A biosynthetic process. The coding region runs from base 36 to 1160 and encodes 374 amino acids. NCBI's taxonomy places the organism in Eukaryota, Metazoa, Chordata, Mammalia, Rodentia, Heteromyidae. The record is from RefSeq and is a predicted model, not a curated record. The transcript is spliced from 6 exons.